This is a messenger RNA of Manduca sexta (tobacco hornworm), 928 nucleotides long. RefSeq lists its product as uncharacterized. The transcript has 3 exons. The record is from RefSeq and is a predicted model, not a curated record. Bases 19 to 600 code for a protein of 193 amino acids. Lineage: Eukaryota; Metazoa; Arthropoda; Insecta; Lepidoptera; Sphingidae.
GCCGCCUUUAUUCUGCGCAUGCGUCAGUUCGUGCUGGACUCUGGAGUACUGAGCGUUGCGGCGCGGCGUCGUGGCUGCACUUGUGACGACAUGGCGACAAAGUAUCAUGUUGUUACGUUCGUAAAUUCUAAAAGUGAGAAUGAAACUAAGUAUGCCUUCGUGCCGGAAUCGUGGGUGAAAGUUCAUCGUCUGACGGAUAACACGGCUGUGAUCGUUUACCCCAGCGAGGACUCAUCGAUUGAAGAGCGAGUUAGGAAGAAUGAGAUACCAGCGGCGGACUGGAAGCGGCAUUUGUGCGAGAUUGUAUCUAGUACUAAUGAUGUCAACGAAGCAGUUCUUUCCACGUUGCGGUACACAAGCCUAGGAUCAGCCUCAGUAAAUAAAGGUGUCAAAGCGAAUAAACAUAAAUCAAACACUAUAGACUUGAAUAAGGAACUGUCGAGCAGUAAGAAGCCUCGUAUCACAUCUCAAGUUCAAAACAAUAGAACACCAAGCGAAGGACCCAUGGGAUCUUCUACACCUAUAGCUAAAAAUAAUACAACCAAUACUGAAAAAUGUACACGAAAAUACAAGUUUAAUAAAAUCACUUGCAUUUUCUAACCCUAAAAAUAAUAAGAACCCGCAAAAUGAAAUUAUAUCCAAUGAAAAAGAAGACACUACACCAUAUUUAGUAAAGUCUUCAUAUUCUGAUAACAAAAAACAUGAAAAUAAUAUACCAAAAUCAAUACUAAAGUCUCCCGAAAUAGUUUCUACGCCUCAAACUAAGGAAAGUACACUAAAUCAAGAUAAUACAUUUAGUGGAGUAAAGCGUAAAGUCCAAUUUGAAAUGGAUAAAAAUACGCAACAAUCACAAGAACCCACUCAAUUUUUUAUGCCUCAAGUUAAUGAUGGAGUUAUCGAUAAUCGACACAAUUUAACUAAAGACGAC